AUGUCAGAUAUCUCCCGAAUUAUAUCAGAUUUAGAUAAUAGAUUAUUAUUUAAGGACCAGUUACAGUUCCUGACCCUUUUUGUUGAGUUGCUAGGAAAAUUUGGCUUUAGGGGGGAUACGAGCCAGUCGGAAGUGAGCUCACGUCAUGUCCGGCUGGCCGUGAGUGGGAAAUGUGCAGUAGUGAGCAAGUGGAAGAAGACAAUCACAAAUGGAUUAUCACGAGCGGGAAAUGUGAAGAUGGAAGGCAAUCGAGUGUCACGAACAGAUUAUCAGCUGUCUAUAGCUUUUCUACAGCGGGCAACAGGAUCAUUUGAUCCAGCCCGUGAGUGUUUCGCUGAUAACAGGAUGGGUUGCAACGACCCUUGUCUUAGGGCUAACAAAUUUGACCUAAUACGUCGUCUUAUUAUUGAAGAAGACCCUACAUUUUUUCCUAUUGUUUCUCCUGAUAGCUGUAAAAAUGAGCACAAGACUGAAAGCAGUACCAACAUUCUCAAAGAUGUGUUGCAAAAGCGGACCCAUACUGGCACUGGAUUCAGCUUCAAGUGUAUUCUGGAUUAUACUGAUCACUACAGGUCUGGAACAUUAACUCCUUCUCAAGUGGCAGAAAAUAUCAUUAGAGCCAUUGAAGACAGUGAAAAUAUGAACCCACCUCUGAAAGCUUUAGUGCAGUGGGACCAAAAACUCAUCCUAAAGAUGGCAGAUGCCUCUACAGCACGUUACAGAGCUAAAACUCCUCUCUCACCACUGGAUGGUGUCCCAGUUUGUAUCAAAGAAGAACUGAAAGUGGUGCCAUUUCAUUAUCGUGCAGGUACAGUCUUCUUAGGAAAGGAACCAGAGACUUCUGAUGCCACUAUUACAAAGAAACUAAGAGAGGCUGGAGCAAUAAUUUUAGGAGUGACAAACAUGCAUGAGCUUGGAAUUGGUACAACUGGCUGUAAUCCCAACAGAUUCCAUGGGACUGCAAGAAACCCAUAUAAUCCUCAACAUUUCACUGGUGGGAGUUCUAGUGGUUCUGCAGCAGCUGUUGCAGCAGGUCUUUGCCCGCUAGCCAUUGGAACUGAUGGUGGAGGAUCUGUCCGGAUCCCUGCAACCUUCUGUGGUAUUGUUGGAUUAAAAGGUACUUUUGGUCGGAUCAGUUGUAAUGGUGGGCUGCCUCUGUCCUUCUCUACUGUUAGUGCUGGUCCACUAUGCAGUUCCGUACAGGAUGCAAUGAUUGCCUAUGCUCUGUUAGCUGUUCCAGAUCCAAAGUACCCACAUGGAUUACUACAGCCUCCUGUCUCAUUUGAUGGAGUCUUUACUUCUGACCUGAAGGGCCUCAAAUUGGGAAUCGACUGGGACUUUUUCAAGGACUGUAAUCCUGAAAUUGCAGAGGCAUGUCAACAAGCUGUUGAGCAUCUGAAGUGCCUGGGCGCCUCGAUAGUUGAUAUCAGAUUACCAGAGAUGGAAGAGGCUCGGUUGUCCCAUGUCAUAUGUAUACUGAGUGAGAUGAGGGCAUGGCUGGAGCAUGACUUCACUAAGCACUAUAAUGAAAUGAAUCUGGACACAAGAAGCACUCUGGCUAUGGGAAGUAAGUUUACUGCUGUGGACUAUAUACAGGCAAGCCGCCAGAAAACAAGGACCAUGAAGUUCCUGAAAGAUUUAUUUGUUGAUGUUAACUGUAUCCUUACACCAGGCACUGCCUGUACUGCUUCAGCUAUACUGCCAUCUGAUCUAAUCACAGGACAGAGUGAUAUUACAACUUUGACAGAAAGCAUGAAGUAUUGUCAGCUGGGUAACUUCACAGGGAUUCCAUGUUUAGUGAUACCAGUAGGAUACAGCUCAGCUGGUCUUCCUAUAAGCAUUCAGGUUAUGGCCAAGUGGUGGGAUGAAGCAGUGUUAUUCAGAGUUGGGUUAAAGUUAGAAGAGUUUCGCACUGAGACAAAGAAACCAAUUAUCUACUAUGAUACACUUUUUUAAAAAAAAAGGAGCAAUCCCAACAUCUUGCACAUAAAGUGCCCACUGUUGUCUGUCAUCAUGACCUUUGGCUUGGUGAAUCGACAGCAACAAACACAAUUUGGAGAUAUAAUGUUACAAAUAUCUAACUUGUGUGUAGAUUUUGGAAUGAGCUAUUACUACAUUAUCAUUUAUUGUUCUGUUAAGAUUAUUUUGUAACUAAAUUUGCUAAUAGGAAAAUGAGAUAACUGUCAUCCUAAGCUUAAUAUUUUUGACAAGGUGUCAAUACAGCCUUAUUUAUUAACACCAUAGUUUUUUGUGCAUAGGAUUUUGUUGUCAAACAUAAGAUUUGUGAAAAGUUAUAAUUACAUAACUUCACUUAAGUACUUUGUAAUCUUUCCACAAAGCAUUUAUGUAAUAUUAUUCUGUGUAGUAGGAACCACUAAAAUAAAAACUAUUUAAUUUAAACAAAGUAAUUUGUUUCAAAAUAAACUGACAUUUUGAUGCAUUUUAAAAAGA
Messenger RNA from Protopterus annectens (West African lungfish), 2451 nucleotides. RefSeq names its product fatty acid amide hydrolase-like. Lineage: Eukaryota; Metazoa; Chordata; Ceratodontiformes; Protopteridae. The coding region runs from base 1 to 1956 and encodes 651 amino acids. The transcript has 20 exons. Gene Ontology annotation, molecular function: catalytic activity. The record is from RefSeq and is a predicted model, not a curated record.